CGCGCGCGCCGCCUCUCGCGCCGGCAGUGAGCGCCUGCUUCGACGCGCGAGUACGUCGAUCGACUCCCGCCCACCCUACGCCAUCGCCGCGGUGACCAAUUCUUCAUUGUUAAAAUAGUAACGUGGUAGAGCCAGCAGCAUGGUGGCGGGUGACGUGACGAGGCGCGCGUCGCUCACGGCGCCGUCUAUGCAUCGUCGGCCCUCGGUGCGCCGCGGCUCGAUCGUCAAAGGCUCUCAGUCUCAAUCCCAGGAGGUGCCGUGGGACAUAAUCGACCGGUGCGCGCUGCCGGUCGUGCUGUGCCACGCGUUAGCCGUCGUGCUCUCGACCUUGCUCAAUGCUCUUCAUCUGAGCAGCAUCUCCGUGUUCACAUUAUUCCUCUGGUUCGCCAUCUCCGUCACCGGCUCACUCUGGUUCUACCAUAACCUACAGGUGACAGCAGCCGGUAAAGCGGUGUUGGUGACAGGCUGCGACAAUGUCCUUGGCAACGCCGUGGCGAGAAGACUGGAUGACCUGGGCUACCACGUGUUCGCCGGCUUCCAGACCAAGGCUGGGAACAUCGACGCGGACAUGCUGAAGGAAGACUGCUCCGGGCGGCUGCAUACUCUGCAGUUGGACAUCACUUCUGAGACGCAGAUCCUCUCCGCGUCGCUGUACAUCGUGGACCACCUACCAGAGGGCGCGCAAGGGCUGUGGGCGAUCGUGAACUGCGAGUCGUGGUGCGCGCUUGGCGAGCUCGAGUGGGUGCCGUUCUCGGUCAUUCGGCGCGCGAUGGAGGUGAAUCUGUUAGGUCCGUCCCGGCUGGUGCAGGUGAUGAUGCCGCUGGUGCGGCGCGCGCGCGGGCGCGUGGUGCUGGCGUCGUCGAUCCUGACGCACGUGGCGGCGCCGGUGCGCGGCGUGCACGCCGCCUCGCUCGCCGCGCUCGACGCGCUGGCCGCCUGCCUCCGCCGUGAACUCAAGCCGCGUGGAGUGGACGUGGUGAUUGUGGCCGCCGGGGAAUAUACGACGGGCAGCGCCUGGCUGUCAGAGGAGAAACUGCUGGAGCAAGCCCGGGAUAUGUGGAAGCGGCUCAGCGACGAGCAGAAAGGUGCCUACGGCGAGGACUAUUUCGAGACCGCGCUCCGCAGCCUGGAGAAAUACACCAAGAGCGCUGAUGCUGACUUGACGGCGGUGACCCGCGCCCUGAGCGACGGCGUGACGCGCACCUUCCCGCUGGCCCGCUACACCCCCGUGUCUCCGCGCGAAAAGCUCAAGUCACUCCUGGCCGAGCACCUCCCGCGCUCCCUGUACGAAGGGCUCUACACCGACUAAGCUAGGACAGUUGCUUUCGAGCUGCUUCGCAUUUCUCAUUGCGGUAUUUUUCUUACCAUCCUAUUAAAUAUUCAUUACCUGCAUCUGAAUACAAG
Molecule: messenger RNA, 1404 nt
Organism: Cydia fagiglandana
Lineage: Eukaryota; Metazoa; Arthropoda; Insecta; Lepidoptera; Tortricidae
Product: D-beta-hydroxybutyrate dehydrogenase, mitochondrial
Exons: 8
Coding region: 140-1309 (389 amino acids)
Biological process (GO): steroid metabolic process
Cellular component (GO): intracellular membrane-bounded organelle
Molecular function (GO): oxidoreductase activity
Source: RefSeq, a predicted model, not a curated record